Molecule: messenger RNA, 2106 nt
Organism: Paecilomyces variotii
Lineage: Eukaryota; Fungi; Ascomycota; Eurotiomycetes; Eurotiales; Thermoascaceae
Product: major facilitator superfamily domain-containing protein
Exons: 7
Coding region: 158-1711 (517 amino acids)
Biological process (GO): transmembrane transport
Molecular function (GO): transmembrane transporter activity
Source: RefSeq, a predicted model, not a curated record
CGCAGGACGGUGUUGGGCAGUCCUAUUCUUUUCUCCCUUACUGUUCUAGUUCUGAUUAUUUCCUUAUUAAUAUCUCUGCUUUUUCUUCUUAUUUUGUUUUACUCUCGUUUCCAUUUCCAUAAAGAAGCAAAAUAACCUCGCAAUAUUAACUGUGAAUAUGGCGUGGGGUAUCCUGGAAGAUACUAAGCUUGCUGAAGUUCCCGGGACCACUCUGUUGGACAGAGAGCCCGAAUCAACGCAAAGCUUUGAAGAUGCCAUACUUAAGACGAAAGACGGAGUUGUAUUGGUUCCCCAACCGAGCGACAGUCCGAACGACCCCUACAAUUGGUCUUUCAUCAAGAAGAAUGUGAUAAUGAUAACACUGGCCUUGACUUCUGGAGUUACAACAUCACUCGGCCCGAUGAUCUCGCCUGGGUUGGAAGUAGCUUCUCAAAUGUAUAACGUUUCUUUGGAUCAGAUCUCAUCCUUGCUUAUUGGACUCUUCUUGCUUGUAACUGGAAGUGCAACGUUCUUUACCGCAGCCUCUGCCACGGUUUGGGGAAAGCGGCCAGUGUUUGUGAUUUCAGCAUUUGCGUUGUUGAUAACCAAUGUUUGGGGUUUCUUUUCCAUGAACUUCGUCUCCCUCGUCGUCAUGAGAAUCGUGCAAGGAUUGGCCUCCGCUCCUUUGGAAACUCUGGUAACCUCGACCGUCUCAGAUAUCUUCUUUGUCCAUGAAAGGGGUCAGAAGAUUGCCAUCUGGGGAGUAAUGAUUGCAUCUGGCGUCCUUCUUGGGCAAGUUAUCUCCGGUUACAUAAUUGAGAGUCUGGGCUUCCUUGCCACAUUCGGUGUCACUGCUAUAAUAUUUGUCUUCCUAGUGCCGGCAAUCUUUUUCCUUGUCCCUGAGACUGUUUAUAUCAAAGGAAAGAAGCUAGACGAUUACGAGAAAGACACCGAAAGCAUCAACAAGUUCGAAUUGAAUGAACCACCGCGACCAUUCACUAGUCAGCUGCGAGUCUUCAACGGACGAUUGUCGGACGAGAGCUUCUGGAGAUUGGUCAUUAAACCCCUGCCUCUCGUUGCUUUCCCUGCCGUUAUAUUCAGUACUCUUGUCUACGGCUCAUUUAUGACAUGGCUGGUCACUUUCGGCGUCCUCUCUGUCAACGUCUUUAGCUCCCCUCCCUAUAACCUUAACCCAGCUCAAAUUGGUCUCACCAAUAUUCCACUGCUCAUUGUGGCUCUCAUCGCCAAUCCUCUCUCUGGAUUUGUCGCUGACAGGAUCUCCCGGUUCAUGGCGCGGCGCAACAAUGGUAUCUACGAGCCUGAAUUCCGUUUGACACUGAUGAUUCCUGCUACGAUCUUCUCCACGGUAGGAUUCAUUGGAUUUGGCGUCAGCGUAUCUCAAGGAGCGCCUCUUGCUAUUGCCAUUGUUUUCAUGAGUUUGCAUUCGGCGUCGGUUGGGUUCGCUAGUACCGCCAGCUUUGCUUAUGUGAUUGACUGCCAUCCACGAGACGCGAACCAAGCCUUUGUCACCAUCAACUUUAUGAAGGCUGUUUUCACAUUCUUUGCCAGUCUCUUCGCCAAUGGAUGGUACACUGCUAGUGGCCCGCUCGUGGUAUUCCUUACAAUUGGGAUUGUAAACUUGGUGAUAAGUUUGACUACCGUUCCCAUGUACAUUUUUGGAAAGAGAUUCAGAAGCAUGGUUGCUCGGAGCCCAGCACUUAACAAGCUAUGAUCAUCCCGCUUUCAUCAUAUUUAUAUGUCACGAGUUAUACUAUACUCUCUAAGGUGCUGGCCACCAUUCAUUCCUUGCCAUAUCACGUCCAUUCUUCUCAGUCUCAACACUGAGAAAUACAAAUAAAUGCGCAUAGUUUCGUGAGAUACUCCCUAUCUACUCAUUUUCACAGAGAAAUGUUGAACCGCAAGCCUCGAGGCCUGCCAACAUAAAAUUUACUCAUGUGUCGCUUUUUUGUAUGAUAGGAAUGGAGAAUAUAAAAUUAAUGUUCGCUAUAAGCUACUUGGUAAUGUCAGGACACAUACUGUCUUUGGCAUUAUCUAGACUGGCAAUAAAUCAACUAAGCUUAUGACUUAGUCGACCUGGUGCUGAUUGGGUUAUGUGAGUUACAUCUG